Messenger RNA from Candida tropicalis MYA-3404, 1149 nucleotides. RefSeq lists its product as uncharacterized. Gene Ontology annotation, biological process: protein import into nucleus. Gene Ontology annotation, cellular component: nuclear pore; cytoplasm. Lineage: Eukaryota; Fungi; Ascomycota; Pichiomycetes; Serinales; Debaryomycetaceae. The record is from RefSeq and is a predicted model, not a curated record. The transcript has a single exon. Gene Ontology annotation, molecular function: GTPase activator activity. Bases 1 to 1149 code for a protein of 382 amino acids.
AUGUCUAACGAAAGUCCAGCAAAGAGAAAGAUAGAAGCUGAAGAAGUAACAUCUGUUCAAUUGAAGAGAACAAAAUCGACUACACAAGAAGAUUUGAAAGAAUCCAUCGUUAAAGAAAUUACCAAUAUUUUCGAAGAUCGAAUUUCUAAAUUGGAGGCAAGAAUCAAGAAAUUGGAAGAUGAAUUGUUAAUUGAUGACGAAGAAUUGAAAGAAGAAGACAAGAAAAUAGAAAAAGAAACACAAGAAGAAACUAAGAAGCCAGAGAGAAAAGUUUUGAAUAAAGAACCUCCACCACUUCCACAAAGAAAAGCAACUUUUGGAUCAAAUUCUUUCAGUUUUUCUCCAGGAAAAAUCACUCCGUUAAAUUCAUUCAAUGACACAACUACCGUACCAAGCAGUCCUAAACCGGUGUUUGGAGCAACAACAUCUUUUGGAGCCAUGGAAAGACCAUCUACAAAGUCAUCGUCACCAGAACAAAAACCAGAAUUUAAAUCACCAUCCGCAUUUGGUACAUCCCCUAGUAGUAUUAAAGAAUCAGCUAGUGUUUCCAACUCAACCACUACUAGCGCCACAUUUGGAUCUACAUUUGGUUCCAACUCUAGGUUUGGUAAUGCGUUCAAAGAUUCUUUGAACAAGAAAUCAUUCCUUGAUAAAGAUGAAGAAGAAAAGAAAGUUGAUACUACUCCUACUAACAACGGUUCUGAAAACAACUCCACACCAAAACCACAAGAAUACAAACAAGUCGACUUAGUACCCGUUGAACAAACUACUGGUGAAGAAGACGAAAUAUCUCAUUUCAAUUGUACUGCAAAAAUAUUCGAAUUGGAUUUAUCAAAAAUGAGCGAAGGUUGGAAAGAGAGAGGUGUUGGACCUUUACACUUGAACCAAUCUAAGGCUGAUCCAAAACAAGUCAGACUAGUAAUGAGAUCUCAAGGUUUGUUACGUGUGGUAUUGAAUUACAAAAUUAAUGCUGAUACAGAGAUUUUGAAAGGGUUAGAAGCAAGUUUAACGCCAGAAAAAUUCCUUCGUUUAAAUUCAAUUAACGCUGAAGGUACCCCAAUACAAAACUUAUUGAAAUUUGGUUCCGGAACUUUGCGUGAUGAGUUGGUUGAAAAGAUCGAAUCAUUGAAACAAUCAAUAAAGGAGUGA